AAUAACCCAGUGAGUCAACUCAGUGAGUCAACUCGUGUUGCAACUCAGCAUCCACUUACUUCCCUGUGAAGAAAAUGAAGGCCGGAAUUACUAAGCUCGUAGUUUUCCACCCGCCGGUGUCAUCGGCGGCGGCGGCGUCUCCUCGCGUUCUGCUUCUGGGUUUCGUCUCAUUCUUCGCUUUGGCUUCUGCCCUCACUUUCUUCUCCGGCAAGGACGCCUUUUCCGCCGCCGGGACCGCCGGUGAGGGAGGAAAUUUUCCGGGAAUACCACAGCCGGUGUUGGAAGCGCUCCUGCAUUACGCCGCCGCGAACACGACGUUUGUGUCUUCCCGAAUGUCGUCCGCGGAGGUGGGCGCCGUGGCGGCCGCCAUCCUGCGCUGCGGGAAGGGCUGCAACUUGCUUGUUUUCGGGCUGAGCCACGAAACCCUCCUCUGGCAUUCUCUGAACCACGGCGGGCGAACGGUGUUUGUCGACGAGAGCGCGUACAUGGUGGCGAAAGCGGAGGAGAAGCACCGCGGGAUUGAAGCGUACGACGUUCAGUUCACCACCAAAGCCACCCAAUUGUACCGUCUCUUGGACCACGCCAAGGAACGUGUCAUGAAAGAGUGCCGGCCGGUGCAGAAUCUGCUCUUCUCCGAAUGCAAGUUGGCCAUCAACGACCUCCCAAACCACAUCUACGACAUAGCUUGGGACGUCAUCUUGGUGGACGGCCCGCGGGGGUACGCGCCGUCGGCGCCGGGGAGAAUGUCGCCGAUAUUCACGGCCGGCGUGCUGGCCAGGAGCAAGGUGGGCGGCGCGGCGGAAACGCAGGUGUUCGUGCACGAGAUUGGGAGAGAGGUUGAGAGAGUGAGCAGUGAGAGAUUCCUGUGUAAUGCCAAUUUGGUAGAUUUGGUGGAUGCUUUGGGGCAUUUUGCGGUGCCCAAAAUGGACGCUGACAAUUUUGAAUUUUGCCCUGUAUCAUCUUCAUCAAGGAACUCCAUUAAUGGCAGAUGA
Ipomoea triloba (trilobed morning glory) is the source of this 992-nucleotide messenger RNA. Its product is annotated as protein IRX15-LIKE-like. The record is from RefSeq and is a predicted model, not a curated record. The coding region runs from base 75 to 992 and encodes 305 amino acids. The transcript has 2 exons. Gene Ontology annotation, biological process: xylan biosynthetic process. Lineage: Eukaryota; Viridiplantae; Streptophyta; Magnoliopsida; Solanales; Convolvulaceae.